This is a messenger RNA of Micropterus salmoides (largemouth bass), 3184 nucleotides long. Its product is annotated as ras-related protein Rab-35-like. Gene Ontology annotation, biological process: endocytic recycling. Bases 990 to 1619 code for a protein of 209 amino acids. The transcript is spliced from 7 exons. Lineage: Eukaryota; Metazoa; Chordata; Actinopteri; Centrarchiformes; Centrarchidae. Gene Ontology annotation, molecular function: GTPase activity; GTP binding. Gene Ontology annotation, cellular component: endosome membrane; plasma membrane. The record is from RefSeq and is a predicted model, not a curated record.
GAGUGGGUCAUCAGCUGCAGACAGUCAGGUGUGGUCGGCGGGGAGACGUUCCGACCGGAGCGGUGAUCUAGCGGACUCCACCGGGACGGGGACACACACACAACAAAGAAAAAACCCAACAACUUCCACCGCGGAUCUGUAAACAUGAUCCACAGACAGAACAACAACAACAACAUGGGCAAACACCUUUUAAACCUGAGCUGAAGAAGCAAGAAGCGAGAGCCCUCCUCGUGUAAUGAAACAGGGAACGGUUUACUUUUCAUCCAACCACCAGACUGAACAACUGAAGUGAAAUUUAAGGGAUCACAAUUUAAAGGAAACUCAGCGGCUGAAGCUCCUACUGAAGCGCAGCAACAAAAAAAAAGAGGAACGUCUCAGUUUCUUGCUUCUUCUUUUUUCUUUUUAAAAAAAGGGAUAGAGUUGAUGAGUGAGCGGUGGAGUAACCCUGGGAAAUAACUGAAUUCACGAUCAAGUCGUCAAAAACCGCAAAAAGCCGAAUCCCUCUCAUCACAGAGCCUUUAGACGUGUGACGUUCAGUGUCUCAAUGUGAAGACAUUGCAUUCGAUGUUGGACUGCAUCCAAAAGGAGAAAGGAGGGAGUGUCCACAUUGCUGCACUGACAGAGCAGUGACUUUACAAAAAAAAUCAAUAAGUGAAUGUUGGAAGUCCCCUUCAGGAGCGUCACUGGGUGGAUCUGGAAAUAAAGGUGAAGACAUAUGGGAAUCAUUUCCCCGCUGGCUGCUGUGGUUUCACUUUGAAACUUAAGAGAAAAACCUGUGAGCAUUUGAACUGAAACUUAAAAAAGUGCAGAAAUUCACCUGGAAAUGUCCUCUUACUGUCACGGGAGUGCCUGUGAUCUUUGGACAAACUCUUCUUCUGCUGCUGCUGCUGCUCUGAGCUCGUAGCAUUGAGAGGUGGAGGAAAACACAAACACUGGGGGAGAUAAGGAAUAUCACCUGUACUUUGGGAAUUCAGUAAGACGCCGUCCAAAUGGCGGGGAAAGACUACAAUCAUCUCUUUAAGCUGCUCAUCAUUGGAGACUCCAAUGUGGGGAAAAGCAGCCUCCUGCUCCGCUUUGCAGACAACUCCUUCUCUGGCAGCUACAUCACCACCAUCGGCGUCGACUUUAAGAUCCGAACAGUAGACAUCGAUGGAGAGCGGGUUAAGCUGCAGAUCUGGGACACGGCGGGGCAGGAGAGAUUCAGAACCAUCACAUCAACGUACUACAGAAACACCCACGGUGUCAUCAUUGUUUACGACGUGACAAACCCAGAGUCGUUUGUGAAUGUUAAGAGGUGGUUAAAUGAAAUCUCCCAGAACUGCGACAGCGUCUGCAAGAUCCUGGUGGGAAACAAAAAUGACGACCCUGCCAGGAAACAGGUGGAUACUCAGGACGCUGUGCGUUUUGGGGAGUCGAUGGGGGUUCGGGUGUUCGAGACCAGUGCCAAAGAGAACAUAAACGUAGAAGAGAUGUUCAUGGCCUUCACACUCAUGGUGCUCCGGGCCAAGAAGCAGAGCCAGAACCGAGCCGAGAGGGAACGAGAGCGGGAGAAGGACACCGUCAACAUCAACGCCCACAGGGACCGAGACCGCAGGAAGAGAGGGAAGAAAUGCUGUUGAGAAGAGACGGACGGACGGACAAAACCACUUAUCGCUCAUCGCUUGCACAAACAAAAAGCAUUGAAACAAGAUUGGGAAAACCGUGCCUUAGGAGAUGCAGAUAAGAAUGUUUGAAACUCUUUACUAUGCCAAGUUACGACACAACAGGCUUCAGGUCCGUCUGCGUAACUGGGCCGGUUGUGAAUGGAACUGAGGCAGAGGGAUUUACAGUCUGCGAGCACUGACGGCGUGUAGCAGCCGGGAGGAUACACGAGUUAAAGGAUCAUUCUGGUGAUUUGGAUUUUCUUUUGUCCAUUUACUAUAAAUCACAUUCAAAGCGUGGUGUGAUUCUUCAGACGGACAUUGUUUGUCGUCCUUCCAAGACAUCUCUGUAGCUAGAGGAUGAACCCCAAUAUCUUCAGUGACCCUUGACCUUUUUAUUAGUGCCAACAUGAGGAAAAUACAACAAAUCUAUCAGGCAAGUUGUUGUGAAAUUAAAGCACAUUCACAUACACUUCACGACCGUCCAGCCCAAAUAUCUACUCUAAGGGUCCAUAAAGAACUUUGUUUUCUAUUAUCUAUUAAUCUAAUACUUUCAGGAUUAAACAUUUAUUAAUCUGUAAUUGUCUGUAAAACAUAAGAAAAAAACUUGUCACAGUUUCCAAGAAGCCAAGUCGAUGCCGUCACGUCUUGUUUGUUUGAUCAACAGUCCAAAACCCAAAGACAUGUUUGGAUCAAAACAUUUCAGUUUCCACAAGUUCCUCUCCAGCCUGACAUGAAAUGUGUGGAUAUUUAUGCGUGUCCUGAUAGUUUUGGCGACCUCCAACCUUUCUUAAAAUCAUAAAAUUUAUUGGGCCGAUGCCAUAAAUUUAGAGCGUCUCUUAAUCUUUCAGGACAAACUUCACAUUUUUUGCACAACUUUCAGCUGUCUUCUUGGAAAUGUGCUUUUCGUCCCAUCCAGCCAGUUCCCGCUGAAGACGUUGACAUGUGGCUCGAGACAAUCCAUCGCACCGUUCUGCUAAAAGUGAAAAGCCUGCGCUUCAUUUCCACAAACAAGAAACAUAUCUGGAAAAAGUCAGAGCAGACAUGAUGCAACAUAACUUAGUUACCUUUUUAAAAUCUCUGCAAGUUGAUUUUACUGAUAGAAAUAGAAAUAACUGUAAGGGUUAAUACAAUCUGCUUUAAAGUGGGGCGGUGUGAUAUAAAGUGUAUGUGAUUGUGAUGAAUGAGCUAAAACAUACUGAAACACUGAGAUGAUCCUUUAACUGUCCACUAGUAAACCACUGUUCUGUGCCGAUGUUGUAGUUGUUCCGUUGGUUUUCUUAAUACAGUAAAAGUAUUUUACCACUGAAAGGGAACCGUUUGUUACUAAGUUGUAAUCUCGACACACUAACAGGUGUGAUGAGUGACGUCUGUAUGCCUUAUUUCAGUUCAAAUGAGGCAAGUAAUCCAAGACUACAGUAAGUGUGUAACCUCGACGCAGUAAAAGCCCAAACGUCUUUAGUAGGUUGUUUUUUUUUUUAUGUAAAUCUCUGUUGCCUAGCAAAAUGUGUCCAAAUCCAAAUAAAGCAAUAAAUCCAGAGUGA